This is a messenger RNA of Rhopilema esculentum, 756 nucleotides long. Lineage: Eukaryota; Metazoa; Cnidaria; Scyphozoa; Rhizostomeae; Rhizostomatidae. The record is from RefSeq and is a predicted model, not a curated record.
AUGAUAGAGCAUCAGAACUUUAGAGUACCACAAGGAUCUAUUCUAAGUCCUGACCUGUUCAACUUGUAUUUCACCGAACUCCAAAACAAAAUCGAACUACCAUGCUUUCAGUAUGCCGAUGAUACGACUAUACUUGCGCAUGGAAAGCCAAACGAUCUGUCGUCUCUUGAAACUGCCCCGAAUGAAGAUCUGGCAAAGCUAACUUCAUGGUAUUCAUCUACAAAUCUUGCUCUAAACCCAAAUAAGACAAAGAUUAUGGUCAUGAGUACAAAACAACUCUCAAAGCAUCACAAUCUCGAAGACUACAAUCCAGUUCUAAAGAUUGGAGAAAAGUACCUUGAACGAGAACAUUGCAGUAAAAUGCUUGGCGUAGUCUUUAAUGAGCAUCUGUCAUUGGAUGACCACAUAGCCAAAGUAACAUCCUCAUGCUUCUAUUCCAUGUCCGUACUACGAAAAUUCAAAUAUCUUAUGCCAUAUAAAUUAAAGCGACAAGUUGUUGAGCUCCUCGUGUUAUCAAAGAUGUACCAUGUAGAUGCUGUUAUUCGUCCUCUUCCGUUACGACUCUUAAAACGAUUGCAAAAAGUUCAAAACGCUGCUGCAAGUUUUGUAUUAGGUCGCUACGCCAAGGAGAAAGACGUGGUGACACUUGGUAGGCUGCCAAUGAAAGAGCGCAGAGAUUGGCAUCUACUGAAUCUUUCUCAUAAGUACGUUCAUGAUGACAGAAAGCCAAAAUAUAUUGACAGAUCAUUGAAUUGA